Messenger RNA from Ctenopharyngodon idella (grass carp), 6186 nucleotides. RefSeq names its product monocyte to macrophage differentiation factor 2. The record is from RefSeq and is a predicted model, not a curated record. The transcript has 8 exons. Gene Ontology annotation, molecular function: pore-forming activity. Lineage: Eukaryota; Metazoa; Chordata; Actinopteri; Cypriniformes; Xenocyprididae. Gene Ontology annotation, cellular component: membrane. Bases 495 to 1184 code for a protein of 229 amino acids.
AAUACAUUGUAGUAAACCCACCAUCCUACAGGGAUGAUCCGCUCCAGACGCUUCUGACUGCAGGAAGACCGUUACAUGCUCUCUACUUCCGGAUUAUUCGCUCAAUGAUCGCUUCGUAGUUCAACAUUCGACUGAUGUUUAAGAGCGAGUGUUAAUAAAUGCGUGUGUCGCUGAGAGACGAGCUCUACGACGUUUUCAUCUAGACUCGCGCAACUGUUGGAUUUCACGCGUUUAAAUGAAACUUGUAAGCAAAACUAGUGGUCUUGAAUUCAAAGUGUCACUUUUGUGGUACAAAAGAACAAGGAAAAAGAUCCACGCACAGCCUCAUUCCUCACAGUCUCAUAUGUUUCCAUGCCAACAGUGACAUCAGCACUGUGUAAGGAUGUGUGUAAGGAUGAAAGACUCCUCUGCUGUGGUUCUCCAUGGUUACCAGACACUGCCAGCCAACUGCAAAAGUUAUCAUCAGUCACAUGAUCAUUUGACCUAUAUGAUUUAUGAACAAUCGUGCACCAUCUAACAAGAGAUAUCAGCCAACGGAAUAUGAGCACGCUGCUAACUGCGCCACACAUGCGCUCUGGAUCAUUCCCAGCAUUGUGGGAGGGAUCUUGUUGUACUUCUUAUCUGAUGACCACUGGGAGGAGAUCUCAGCAUGGCUUUAUGGGGCAGGACUAUCAAGUCUUUUCAUCAUAUCCACAGUUUUCCAUACCGUCUCCUGGAAAAAGAGUCAUCUCCGAUCGGUUGAACACUGUUUCCACAUGUGCGACAGGAUGGUGAUCUAUUUCUUCAUUGCUGCAUCCUACACACCUUGGCUGACGCUGCGGGAGCUCGGUCCAUGGGCUGCCCACAUGCGUUGGGUUGUCUGGGUCAUGGCCUCUGGAGGAACUGCCUAUGUAUUCUUCUUCCAUGAAAGGUUUAAAGUUGUAGAGCUGAUUUGUUACAUAGCAAUGGGUGUUUUUCCCGCCCUUGUUAUUCUCUCUAUGGCGGACAGGUCAGGUCUGUGUGAGCUGUUGGCUGGUGGCGGGUGUUAUGUGUUGGGCAUGGUGUUCUUUAAAAGCGAUGGAAUAGUGCCCUUUGCUCACGCUAUAUGGCACCUCUUUGUUGCAAUGGGAGCAGGCAUCCAUUACUAUGCCAUCUGGAAGUACCUGUACACACCUCUCAAUCAACCAACCAGUACGGCCCGGUGACACAAACAUGCAUACACCUAACCACACAAUCAUUUGAAGUGCUAAAAUUCUAAAAUAUUGUUUUUUUUCUGUUGUGUUUUUGCUAGCGAACAGUUUGACUGAUGUAACUCUUGUCACUUAUUAAUAGGUCUUUAACUAGCACAUACAACAGAAAUUACAACUAGCCUUUGUGAGACUACAGGCAAGCAGGGGUCAUUUUGGACCUGAAGCCGUGUGCGAUCCUGUGACUGAUGAUAAGGAUCCAGAACAUGAACAUUUCUGGAAAAGACUAUGGAUGAAUUACAGUACAUGAAGGUUUACAAUUUUUUAAAAAGGUAUACACCGAGCAAAUGUAAAAUCACUGCCAGAUAUUUGUAAAAACACUCAUCCUGGAUAGUAAUUACUUGACUACAGUUUAAAGGUAUUUCUGUAGUGUUUUUUAAAUCGAUGUGGGACUAUUCUGCCAAUUCUGCCACUGCCAGUGGGGAGAUAUUCUUAUUUCCUUCAGAAAUAUGAAUAUGUUUCGUAUUACUGUACACAGUAUCGAUUCUCCAUGCUUCUAGUCUAGUGCAAGUCUGUUGCAUUUUUGGAUGUGUAAUGUCUUUGGAAAAUGCCACAAGUGCUUGAUGACAAUGUCCAGGGAAAGAUUUGCCUGGACAGGCCAUAUGAUUUCAUGGCUUAAAGGAUAAGUUUAGGGUUUUUCGACCACAUUAUGAUUGUGUUUUUUUCUUUCUUUCAGGUAACUUUAAAAUAUGGUUCAUUUGAUUAACUAAAAUACAAUUUAAAAACUAUUAUUUAAUAUUUUAAAUAAUAUUAAAUUACUAAAUCAAAUAGGGUUUCAGAAACAAAAAAAUAUUUAGGAGUUAGGUCACAUAGCUCACUUGCAUGGGGUUUUAAAGUGCCCCUAUUAUGCUUUUUUUGGAUAUUACCUUUCAUGCAGUGUUUAAUAGAGCCGUUUGUGAAGGUAAAAGGCCUGCAAAGUUUCAAAGAUCAAAGUGCACGACAAAUAAACUUAUUGUCUCCUAAAAGAAAGAAUCCAUUCUGAACUGAGUCGUCAGCAAUUCCUGUCUCACUUCAUGUUACAAACCUACAUAACAAUGUAACUAAUUUGCAUAACGCCAGCCUAUGGUCUUCAUUGGCUGCCGGCAAACAGCGUCUACUUUGCCCCACCCUCAAACACUGUAGUUGUAGCUGAGACUGGAAGAGUUUGGUUCGUGUUAAGAUGAUAUUUUCAGUGCUGCGAAUCAUGGAAUUGAACUGGAAUUUAUACGGUAAAAUGGACGCCAUCGUUACAUUGUUUGUAUCACUGUGUAUAAAGUGCUGAGGAAUCCUCCGGAGCUGAAAUUCAGAUAUGGUAAUGGGCGUUUUGUUCCCAACAUGUGCUGUAAGUGGUAGACCAAUCACAACAGACUGGGCCAUCUGACCAAUAAGAGCAGAGUAGGCUCUUGAAAAGGAAGGGCUUAGAGAGACAAUCUUUGAACGAACCACUUUUAGACUCUUUGAGGAAUAAAGUGAUGUGCAAUCUAUAUGACAAAAUGACAGUGUUUUUUGACUUUAGAUGCAUGUAAACCUAUUGUAGGAGACUCCAAAACUAAAUUAGGAACCUUUAAAAUAGCAUAAUAGGGGCACUUUAUAGGCUUUUGCCCCGGGCAUUCAAUUCCAGUGAAAAUGUGAAAAUAAUUUAUUUAAUUAUUUAUUUCAACUUUAAGCUGCUGUAGAUGUUACAUUUUGUAUGAAUGCUUAACAGGAUAUGAAAAACAGAUACACUGAAAAUCGCCAGCUAUUUGCCUUUCAUGAACAGGAGUAAAAAUUACAUUUAAAGAGAACACUGGACUGAUUUUAGUCAGGUUCACCUUAAAAGUCGCUAAAGGAACGGUUCACCUAAAACUGAAAAUUCUCUCAUCAUUUAGUUCCAUACUCGUAUGUUUUUGUCUUUCUUCUGUAGAUUACUAAAUUAAAUGUUUAGCAGAUUUUCCAGUCUACAUUGCAUUCUGGCUCCAUAAAUAAUAAAACUGCAACAAUAAAAUACCAUAAAAAAGGUUUCUCAUUUCGUGUUCUAUGCAAGAAAGAAAAUCAUAGAGGUCUGGAACAACAUGAGGGUGUAAAUAAUGACAGAAUUUUCACUUUUGGAUGAAUUAUAAUACACAUUUAGUACACUUUUGUGAUAAUACGGUUUUUAGUACAAUCUCAGCUUCAUCGUCUGACUACUAAUGUUCAAGGUUUGUAAAUUAGCCAUCUGUUCAUUGGACUGAUCAGCCAAAACUUUUGCUCUCAGGGUUGCUAUUAAAUCACUGGCUGGUACCAUCACAAUUUCUGAAGCAUUUCAUUCUUGUUGCGCUCCCUUAGGCCAUACAUAUUUUAAUAACUGUUUAACGUUGAAAAUAAACUUGAACAUUGUAGAAAACGUGUAUUUUUGUCAUCUUGAUCAGGGCUAAUAGAUAAUCAGGGGCACAACCACAGAUUGUCAAGUAAAAUUUAACACGAACACGCUUGUUUCUCAAACGAAUAAACUUAAAUCUAUUAAACAAGUAUUUAAAUUUGUAUGGCCUUUACAAUAAUGUAAAACUCUUAAAACGUAACAGAAUUUUUCAAAAUGUGUAUUUAUCAUUGCUUUACAUCUUUAAAGAAGUAAUAUUUAAUGUAUUAUGAAUAUAGAAAGUGUUUGGUCAAUAGUUGUAAUCCAUGUGUGCAUAAUCAUAUUUAGCUAUAAAUGCAUUAUAAUGUUGAUAUUUAUGUUUGCUAUGUUAAGAUUUCACAAGGAUUUCAUAAGUAAUUUUUUUUUCUAUUAUGUAUCCAUAAGUUUUAUGUCAUGAUGAGUGAAUUUAGCUGAAAUGUGUAUGCUAAACACCUCGCCUUAGUCCGUGAAUAUGUAUUUACGCUUUUAGUGGACCAACACAGUGAAUGUGAUUUCACCAAGUACAUGAUCCUGGAUCAACAUCUUUAUUGGUCCUGAAACAAUAUUCUAAUCAAUCAGAUUUGAGGGACAAGUUUACAGUGUUAUGUCAAGUUUAGGCUUACAAUCAGGGUUAGUGACUAUAUUCUGGUUAUAAAAUAAGUAUUACACUGCUGAUGCUGUUAAAGCUACCUCAGGAUAUUGAAGAUGCUGUCUCACCAACAAGUGACAUUUCACCGGAAGUUUUCCAGCUGGCUUAUAUUAUUGCAGAAGUUUUUAAGAACGUUCCAUGCAUAUGAUCAAUUGACACACACCCGCCUCCUGUCACUCACUCAUCUCAUUCGCUCCGAUUGAAUAGUUAUUGUAUUGCGCAUAAUUUUAGUCAUUCCCACAGGUUUCGCGCUCACAUCAAAAGCGCACACACCACUGAUCUAUAUAAGCGGCGCUCUCAUAAAGUCGCCUCUCAGACAGCUCGCGAGUACCAAAUUGACUUCUUUUUCUAGGCUUAAUGUGCUUAAAUGGUCAAAUACAUACAAAAUUAUGUCAAAAUGCCCAUCUUGCCGAGUAGUCAAAUAAACACAGUCAGUUUUGGAACGUAAACAAUUGAGAGAAAACGGAUCUUGUGUAACAGUAUAUUGGAUCCGUGCAUCAGAUCUUAAAGUGACAGCAGCCUAAUAAACCUGCUGCUGUCUGUCAUGUUAAUCAAAAAGCAUAAAGAGAAUCACUCGCUGUAUCGUAUCGAAGUUAGAAAUUCCAGUAUCGUGACAAUAGGUGCUUCUACGUUAGUGUUAUUCACCUAUCAUUUCCCUCUGAUUUUGAGGGUAGGGAUAGGGUUAGGGCUAAAUGUUCGGACAGGAAUAUCAACAAAAUAUGUUGACCCAGGAACAUGUCUUACUUGGCAAAAUCACGGUGACCUUGCAACAGUCUGUCAGGUACGUUUUGGCUCCCUUAAGGGUUUUAGUUGAUAGUAAGGGCUGUUUGUGACUUAAGAUUUCAGUUUGAACUUGAAAUUGCUUCUGCCCUCAUUUUUUUGCUUUACCGAGUUGCAUUGACAAUAUAAUUUUCUGUAGAUACAUAAGACCCUAAGGAUCCUUUUAAUAACUCAGUAAGUGUUGAUGUUACAGAAGCUGUUGCCUAUAAUGUUCAGUUUUGCAAGUAUUAUAGAACCCAAUGGUAGAAUGAGUUUUUAAUGAUUUCAAAUUGUGUUAAUGACUUUUGUUAUUGUAUUAAGUGUUCUCUGUAUUUGCCAUUGUUGACUGCUUUUUUUAAUAUCUGUGUUUGGUGUAUUCUUCUACUUAAUGACAAAUGUGUUUACUUGGGAGUAUUUUAGGUGAUUCAAUAUGAAGGAGCAGACAGUUUACAUCCAUCAUACAGCUUUCACUGCCACUCAGCCUGAGAUUAUAUACAUUUAGAUUUCCUUUGACCUUGAAUGAAAACAACACAUAACUUAUUAACGAGUGCAUACUGAAUGUAAAGUCUCCUUCCUCUCACUUUUGAGUCACUAGAAUAUGCUGGAUGGUGGAUAAAUGCAUUAAUUGGUGUUUUUACAUGUUGAAAUGAUGGAAAGCUUAUAGUUUACCCUUGACUCAAAGCCAAACGAAAAUGCACUACAAUACAAGUUAUAAAAGACUAAUUUAAUGCUAUUUUGCCCGGAAAAAAAUCUUUCUUAAAUAAUGUAUAAUGUAGAAUUUGGUGUAGUCGGUUCACCAAACUUCACAUACAUCAGGCUGCCGACCUGUCCUUAAUGUUGGGGAGAAUUAUGAAAAUAUUAAUUCAGUAAAAUGAGUGAAUCCUCUAUUUUAACUUGAAACCUAACCCUGACCUCACUGUAAAUAUCAUUUGUGCCUUUUCUAGUUUGGGUGUGUUUCAGAACAGUUCAAGGCUUUGUGUUGUUGGCCAUUCUGCAUAAAAAUAAAUGUCUUUUGAUCCUUUCACAUGAAGGUAUUUGUGAUUGUGAUUUUUCUGCAUUGUUUGUAUUGCUCCAGGUUUUGUAUUUGUAUUAAGACCAUGUUAUUUCAUACCAAUGCUUUUUAUUAAGGAAACUUCCUUCUCUCUGAAUCAUUAUUUCAGUCCUGCAUUCUAUGCAUUUUGUAUGUCUAUGGGUUGAUCAAUAAAUACGAAGAAUAAACA